Molecule: messenger RNA, 2013 nt
Organism: Sphenostylis stenocarpa
Lineage: Eukaryota; Viridiplantae; Streptophyta; Magnoliopsida; Fabales; Fabaceae
Source: the annotation of a GenBank genome assembly
AUGGCCUUGUGCAGGUGUCUCCCUUUUUGUACCGGAAAGAAAGAGAAAGGGAAGGGUACCGCUGAAGGGUCUUCAAUAGGGGACCUUAAAGGUCAACUUGGUGGAAUACAGCACAGGAAAAUUUCAUCAGAGAAUCGUUGUUUGAAGCCGGCCACCCUUGAUGUCACAGUACCCUGUGCUGUGCAGAAGAAUUCCAGAGCAAACGUGAGGGUUAUGAAUCUUGAGAGUCCUGUGAAGACUGAAGUGGAGGAAGCUUAUGAAGGGGAAGAUGAGCAUGAGGAGUCUCCUUCCAUCAAGAGGGAGCUCUCUAAUUUUGAUCUUCAAUUCCACCAAGCUGCUGCAAGCAAAGGAGGACAUGAUCCAUCAAAUGAAGAGAUAAAAUACCCCAGUUGGUGUGAAGACCAAGCUAACAUUCAAUUCGAUGACAGAGACCAUAAACACAGCAAAAAGAGUGAUGAUAUCAUCCAAAGUGGACAUGUCAGUGAUCCUGGGAUUGGCAAGGCUGACUUUUGGGCUUAUCCAAAGCUCAAGAGAUCUUGUUCUGACCUUGAAAGAAGGGAUGUACUCAGGAAGACUUCUCAUCUCUUUCCUUCUUCUAAGUCACAGCCUUUUGAUGAUUUGCAGGGAUUAUCAGCAGAUCAGAUUGUUAAUCUAGAAAGCCCCAGGUCUGUGAUGACUCACUGCAGUGCUGAUAGAGUGAUGUUGAAAAGGCAUUCCUCAAGUCAAGUUCUUCCUUCUAGAAGUAGAAGAUUGUGGUGGAAGUUGUUCCUCUGGAGCCACAGGAAUAUACAUAGACCUCAGUUAAGCCAAUCGACACAAAUACAUCCUGCAAUUGUUGCUUUAAGCAGUCAGUGUGGUUACUCCUCAGACACCCUUGAACCAAACAAAGGCAAGGCAUUGAGAGAUGAAGAAUCACCCUCACCCACCUCAUCUUUUGGGGAAUACUUUCAGAAAAGCUGUGAUGACCAAAAUAUUCCUAACCAAAGGUGGAGCAGAUUUCACAAAGAAAAAUUUGGUUUUUGGCCGCAGAAUCAAUGGGUGGCUUUCUCAACAGAAUCAUCCUCGCUUAGCAGAGUGGAUGAGUGGGUGAAAGAUCUCGAAAUUCAGCGACCUCCUGAGGAUGAUUUUGAUGAUGACAACAUUGGAAGCAUUGCCUUCCCACCUUCUCCUGAUGAUGGUAGAUCAAUGGCAAGAAGCACAUCUCUGUUGAUUCGACAUCCAGAUGCCAAUCUUGCCAAGGAUAUAUUGAAUGCCAAUAGUGUGGUCCAGUCCCUGAACCCAGCCUCAACUGCAGCUCAUAUAUCAGGCAUUGGUAUAAAAGCCAUCCCCUCUCUUGCACACUUCUUCAGUCUCCGCUCUGUCAAUUUGUCAAGCAAUCUUAUAGUCCACAUAACGCCUGGAUUUCUCCCAAAGAGUAUUCAUACACUGAAUCUUUCAAGAAACAAAAUCAGCACUAUUGAGGGCCUCAGGGAAUUAACCCGGUUGCGGGUACUUGAUUUAAGUUAUAAUCGCAUCUCAAGAAUUGGACAAGGAUUAUCAAAUUGUACCCGAGUCAAAGAGCUAUAUCUUGCUGGAAACAAGAUAAGUGAUGUUGAGGGGCUACACAGGCUAUUAAAGCUAACAGUUCUGGAUUUGAGCUUUAACAAGAUCGCAACAACAAAAGCAUUAGGCCAGCUGGUGGCCAACUACAACUCGCUUCAGGCCUUGAAUCUGCUAGGAAAUCCAAUUCAAAGCAACAUCAGUGAUGACCAGUUGCGCAAAGCAGUUAGUGGUCUUCUUCCAAAGCUUGUGUACCUGAACAAGCAAUCUAUCAAGUCUCAAAGGGGACGAGAAAUACUCACUGAUAGUGUUGCCAAAGCUGCACUUGGGAACAGCGGCCACAACUCCUACAGAAGAGCACUAAAGAAAGGUGGUGGCCAAGGAGGGUCAAGUUCCUCCAGUAUGCCUAGAAGCAGUGCGAGUGUUUCCCAUAAAAGCAGGAACAGGUCAAGGAGCCGAACUAAGCACCAUUAG